AUGCAACAUCAUCAAAGUAUGGCCGUGACAUUAUUAAAAGUUUUAAUACGAUUAAAAAAUGGGAAAUAUCAUCGCACUGAAAUUCGUGAUAAACAACGUAUUCUAGAUCUAUACAAGCAAAUUGCAAAUGAACUUCAUUUAACGAUCGGACAAGUUAAACUGUUAACUAUUUAUCGUAAUACAGCUAAUUCAAUUCAAUUAUUAUAUCCAUUAUCCUAUGAUAUGUAUUUGGAUGAAUCGCGUACACUUGAUACAUUUGCAAUUUUACAAAAUGAAGAAUUAUAUCUCGAUAUCAAUGAACUCUUUGAUGAUUUAACACUUUCGACGUCUCCUUCGUCAACGGUAUCGUCGACAUCAUCCGUCAUCAUCAAUGAAUCCAACUUAUCUCCAUCAGUGGCAAACUUUCAACAUUAUCAAUCAAAACCAAAAAAAUUGAGUUUUGAUCAACAACAACAUAAAACAUCAUCGUCAACAAGCACAAUAUCAAUAUCAAAAACAUUAAAAUCAUCAGUUGGUCAACUAGUACGUUAUUCAGUACCAGCAGAUAAUUCAUGUUUGUUUUCUUCAAUUUAUUUUGUCUUACAUUCUGGAAAAAUGGAUUUAACAUCAAAUAAGCAUUUACGUGACAUAAUCGCAACAACAAUAGAAUCAGACGAAAAAACAUAUUCAGAAGCAAUAUUAGGAAGAAAAAAUAGUGAUUAUUGUAAAUGGAUUCGUAAAGAUGAUAGUUGGGGUGGCGGUAUCGAGUUGGCUAUAUUAACAAAAUUAUAUGAAAUUGAAAUAUGUGUAAUAAAUAGUGAAUGUGGUGGUCGAAUUGAUUAUUUUGGCGAAGAUUGCCAAUUUCUAUAUCGUGUUUUUCUAUUAUAUGAUGGACUUCAUUAUGACCCUGUUUACUAUUCAAAAUUUGAUCCAGAUGAAAAUGAAGAUUUGAUACAAACAAAAUUUUUACGUAAUGAUGAAACGAUAUUAAAUUUGGCAAAAAAACUUAUUGAGUCGACAGCAUCAUCAGCAACUUUAACAACCUACAACAUUGAAAAGAAUGGAACAGACUGUGAUUAUAGAAAAACGAUGAAAAUGAAUGAAUUGAUGCAUGUAAAACUCUAA
Didymodactylos carnosus is the source of this 1104-nucleotide messenger RNA. The record is from the annotation of a GenBank genome assembly. NCBI's taxonomy places the organism in Eukaryota, Metazoa, Rotifera, Eurotatoria, Philodinida, Philodinidae.